Carassius carassius (crucian carp) is the source of this 1820-nucleotide messenger RNA. Its product is annotated as butyrophilin subfamily 1 member A1-like. Gene Ontology annotation, molecular function: protein binding. NCBI's taxonomy places the organism in Eukaryota, Metazoa, Chordata, Actinopteri, Cypriniformes, Cyprinidae. The transcript has 9 exons. Bases 76 to 1770 code for a protein of 564 amino acids. The record is from RefSeq and is a predicted model, not a curated record.
UUACCGUUUAUAUUCACACUUCUUCUACUUUUGACUUCUGUGAUUUACUGUCACGGAGGAGUCGUUGUCUCCGGCAUGUUGUCGAUAAUUGUCAUUUUACUGGUGAAUCUCCUCAUAGAGACUUCAGUGUCGUUGACUGUGGUGGUUCCUCCUGAUCCUAUAGAGGCUCAUGUGGGAUCCACAGUGAUUCUUCCCUGCUGGAUCUCUCCUCCUGAGAACGCGGAAGCUCUGGAGAUCCGCUGGUACCGUCCAAAUCAGUUCAGCAACCCUGUUCUGCUCUAUAAUCAUGGGAAGAUCCAGGACGUCCAGGAGGAAUCGUACAGGAACCGAAGCUCUUUGAGUCUGCGGUCAGAUCAGUCUGGUGGACUGAAGGACGGAGAUGUCUCUCUACGGCUGGAGAAACUCACUUUUCAUGAUGAAGGUUCAUUUCACUGUUAUGUGAGUGGAGAACAUUCAUAUGACAGUAAAGAGGUGGUUCUCAAAAUCACAGCUUUAGGAUCCGCUCCUGUCCUGUCUCCAAAGUCUCUAGAUGAUGGGCGUGUGAACAUCAGCUGCAGGUCCAGUGGCUGGUAUCCAGAGCCCAGCGUCUCAUGGACGUCAGAUGAAGGAAGGGUUCUCCGUCCUGGAGGAACGUCUCUCACUCGUGGAGAAGAUGAGAUGAUAUCUACCCACAGCUGGACGGCCGUCUCUCUCUCAGACGCUCAACUGGUCUCAUGUUCAGUCUCUCUCAGAACUGGAGAAUUAAAAGAAGGAAGACUGGACAUACAGGGCAUUGUGUCUCCAGGUCCAUGGAAGAUUCUCUUCCUCACGUUUCUCAUCGGUGCUCUUCUGGGUUUGGUUGUGUUCAUUCUUUACAAAUACAGACACAAACUAACAGGGAAGAAACCAGACAAAGAAAUGAAUCAGCUUCACAUCAGAAUUUUAUUGCGGUUGAUUAAGUGGAGUAUUUGUGUAAAUAAAUUGGUAAUUAAACCCUCAAAACGAAAUUCUCUUAUUUCAGUUUGUGAGGAGGGAACUACGGAGAGACUGACAAAAGAAGUUGUGGAAGACAUCAAUAUAGAGGAACUGAAGAAACAUGCAGUUGAGAUCACUAUUGACCGUGAGCGUUCACAUCCAGGUCUGAUUGUUUCUAGAGACUGUAAAAUGGUGAAGGAUCGUCCAGAAUAUAAACACACUGGAGAGGGAUUUCCAUUUGAAUUAUGUGCUUUUGGAGCCCAAAUAUUCACCUCUGGUCGUCACUAUUGGGAUGUACAGCUGGCAGUAGAAAAUACACCUCCCAAAAACUUCUGGAUAAUUGGUGUGGUAAAAGAGGGAAACCUUCCUAAAAAAGACAGUUCUGCUUUUACUGUGUCAUCUGGUUUCUGGUUCUUGUGUUCAGACGGUCCAUAUGGCUUUUACACCAACACUGAUCCAUUGAUUAGAUUCUCUCUGACACCGAGACCUGAACGACUGGGAGUUCUGUUCGAUUAUGAUGACGGUCAGCUGUCCUUUUACAACGUCACAGAGAAAAAACAUCUCCUGACCAUCAGCAGCAGAUUCUCUGGAUCAGUCGUUCCUCUCUUCAAUCCUGGUGUUGGUGAUCAGAGUCCGAUUACCAUCUUGGAUUGUACAAAACCUGUAGAAUCAGCUGAACCCAGUCAGCCUUUACUGAGUAACAUGGUAGCUGUAGAAUCAGCUGUAGAAUUAGUUGUAAAGCCCAGUGAUAAUCCAGAAACUGUAGAAUCGGCUGCAGAGUCCAGACAGUCUUUAACAAUAGCUCAGAAAGCCUGACUGACUAAUGCAGUUUAAACAAAUGGGUGAAUGUACAAUAAAAUAACAUC